This is a messenger RNA of Esox lucius (northern pike), 2008 nucleotides long. RefSeq names its product aldose reductase-like. Gene Ontology annotation, molecular function: aldose reductase (NADPH) activity. NCBI's taxonomy places the organism in Eukaryota, Metazoa, Chordata, Actinopteri, Esociformes, Esocidae. Bases 744 to 1724 code for a protein of 326 amino acids. The record is from RefSeq and is a predicted model, not a curated record. Gene Ontology annotation, cellular component: cytosol. The transcript has 10 exons.
GUGUGACAAACCAAGAACAUCCGGUCGGCAACAGUUUGGUGUACCAAAACAGCUCCUCAAUGGGAGAGGUAAAAGAAAACUUGUAAGAUGAACUGGGCUAAUGGGCACGUCAAAAACUAAACUGUGAUUUGCCAAAUGAUUCUUAGAACUUUGUACCUGGCGGCCCAAAUUUUGCAGAUAAGACAACACUCAAAGUUCCGCUCCCAUCAGAUAAAAACAAGAAGUGGCUCCAGUGCACAUGAUCACCUGGUUGACAAAUCCUGGUUCCUUUUGGGUCAUGGGGAUGGCCUAGUCAGGGUUGGCGUUAACAGUAUGGACCCAUCUAGUCUGGAGUCAAUGGUGGUGAAUGGUGGUGGUGGUGGAGGGAAAGUUUCCCUGGCACAUGUUACCCUCGUUACCAACUGAGCAACAUUCGAACAGCGCAGCAAAAUUGUACAAAAAAUACAAGAUUAAGUGUUUUGGAAAUAAACGUCAUUACCACCUCCCACCAUUGUUCUUCAUGCCUUUAUGACAGCCCUCAUUCCCUGAGUGUACACAUAAAUACAUGAAGUACUUCUAGCAUAGUUCAAUGAUUAACCACAAAGAUAAGGAAGUGAGACAGAAACAGAGAAAAAAACUGAAGGAGAGAAGUAAAAGCAGAGAAGUCAUAUGGGCAAGAGACUGACAGUGUAGCUGGUAUAGAGGAAGUUAGUUUGUGUUGUGAAAGUUUCUUUCUGUGUUUCUGUGCGGUAUAAACCCACCACAUGGAGGAGAUCAGCAGUUUUGUCCGGACAAUAGAGCUGAAUGAUGGGACACGCAUGCCCCUGCUGGGUUUAGGAACAUGGAAGGUACUCUCACUCUGCAGUUCAUCAUCAGUGUUUCAGAGCGCAGUGGAAGCUGCCAUAGCUGCUGGUUAUCGUCACAUAGACACAGCCUACAGCUACCGGAAUGAGGUAGAGAUCGGCAAGGCCCUCCGCUCCAAGAUGCAGCAAGGCAUCAUCCGACGGCAAGACAUGUACAUCGUCAGUAAGCUGUGGUGUACACACCACGCAACCAACGACAUCCAAGUAUGUCUGAACAAGUCCCUGAGUGACCUUCAGCUGGACUACCUGGACCUUUAUCUGGUGCACUUCCCUGUAGGACUGAAGAAAGUGGAUGAUGAGCUGUUUCCUAUGAAAGAUGGAGAAAUUCUCACCACUGACAUUGAUUAUCUGGAUGUGUGGAAGGGGAUGGAGGCCUUGCUUGCUUCAGGAAAAGUAAAGAGCAUUGGUGUUUCCAACUUCAACAUCCUUCAACUGGAAAGACUGCUCUCUGUGGCCAAGGUCCCUCCUGCAGUCAACCAGGUGGAGCUGCAUCCCUACCUGGUUCAGUCUGACCUGGUGGAGUUCUGCAAGUCUCGCAACAUAGCUCUCAUUGCCUACAGCCCUUUGGGUUCCCCUGGAAGACCAAAAGACCUUCACCGGGGAGACACUGACCCUGGGAGGCUGUUAGAGGACCCUGUUGUAGGAGAUGUGGCUAAGAAGCACAGACGAAGUCCUGCUCAGGUGCUUUUGAGGUAUAAUGUGCAGCAGGGCAUUGCAGUGAUCCCAAAGAGUGUCAAACCAAACCACAUUCUGGAAAACACUAAGAUUUUCAAUUUCUCUCUGAGUGAAGAAGACAUGUCAGCAUUAAGAGGACUAGAUCGAGGCUGGAAGUGCUGUGUUAUCGACUCACUGAAGUCUCAUCCAUACUACCCCUUUGAAUGACGAAGUCCCUGAGGACCAGAUAUUCCUGUGGGGAAGAACACCAGCAACCCUCUACCAAUGUUUAUGGCUGUUUACCUAGAACUUGAAACUGUGAUGACAAAUGAAAAUGUAACACUAAUGAUAGGAUCAUACUGUUUUGAACUGUUUUUUGAAUUUUAUUUUGUUUUAAGUUGCUGAUUUCAGCGCAUGGAUGCCCUCUGGGACAACUAUGCACUUUCUGUCACAUUCUGAAGACUAUGCACUUUGUCAAAACAAUGAUCAUAAAAAAAUGUCUUUAAAUCUUA